AUGGACGCUCAAGGAGAUGCCGGUGCGCAGGGUGGAAGUCAAGGACCACGACCAUCGAACAAGCGCCUUCAGCAGACACAAGCUCAGGUUGACGAGGUCGUCGGAAUCAUGAAGGUGAAUGUGGAGAAGGUUUUGGAGCGUGAUCAGAAACUCUCGCAAUUGGACGACCGAGCUGAUGCUCUUCAAGAGGGUGCCUCGCAAUUCGAAAAAUCGGCUGCUACUCUGAAGCGUAAAUACUGGUGGAAGAACAUCAAGAUGAUGAUCAUCAUGUGCGCCAUCGUCGUCAUCCUCAUCAUCAUCAUCGUUUUGUGGGCCGGAAAAAUGGCGGUGGAAAACCCCCCGUUCUCCGAUAGAUCGGAGCAAUUUAGAUCGCUUGCGACAUCAAUCGAGCAGAAACACAUUAGAAGACACAAUGAAAAGCCAGGAGUUUCUCGUCGAGAUGAAAACCGUCCGUCGCCAGCCUUUACAAACAUUUCUAAUGUAGUCUAUCCGCUUGCCACUGAAAUGUAUAUUUUUCGUAAAAAGCUUGAAGAACGUUCGCAAGACUACAUUUUCGCUACUCCAGCAUACUCAAAAAUGAGUUCAGAAGAGCGAGAAAGCUUCGAUGCUGAUGUGAAAGAGAAGUUAUCCCAAUUCGAGUCGUUCAUCAAUCAGCUCGGUCAGCGUGUGAAUAGCAAUGACGGAUUGCGAAAUGCGACAGAAAGAGGACAUCUCACGAGAGUUCAAGAGGGAUUGAGAACAUAUCUGAAAGAAAUCGUCGAUUUUGUGUCUCUUUUGAAAAAGGAGCACUUGAGACGGCUACAAGCGAAAAAUCGGUCGCUGGCUGAUGAUGUGAAGGAAGCGAAGAAAGAUGGGCAUGUUUUCAAGUAUCUUUCCGGACUCGACGAACUGCUUUACAAUUCGGAUCUCGAAUUUAGUCCGAAAUUGAUUGACAAGCUUCAAAAACUGUCUACGAAACAUCCUUGCCUCCAGUACAAACCACAGCAAGAAACAUCUUUAGACCGUGAUUACGAUCUUGUGGAAGAUAUAACAAGCCUAACAGGAAAACGUGAAGAAUUUCAGACAGACGAUGGAUGGGAUGGAAUCGAUGAGUUGGAGCUUGACGAUGCUCCAAAACCGCAGAGACAAGAGCCAUCAAAAGAGAAUCGUGCAUCACCAAUUCUGUUCAAUGAAACUGUUCGAAAUAGACGCCGUGCUGGAUUUGAACCAGAACAAGAUCAGCUACGAGAUAGUUAUGAAAGAUGGAAAAGUGAUCAAGGCGAUCAAUUUGCUGAACAAUUCCAGCAACAGACUGCAAUUAUCAAAGAAGAAUUUGUGAAAGCAGAUCGUGACGAUGAAAUUGAGAAAUUGGAGCAACAGAUUUCAGAAAUUCAGUCAUUAUCUUCAGUUUUCUCAGAAAAAAUUAUGGAUCAAGAGCGUGAUAUUGAUUUGAUCAACGACUUGGCAUUACACACAUCGGAAAAUCUGAUAGAUGGAAACGAAUGGAUUCGCAAAGCGAUCACGAACUCUGCUUUCCAACGAGUUUGGUUCUUAUUCUGCAUCGUUGUACUCACUUUUACUCUUCUUUUCCUCGACUGGUACAAUCCAUAA
Messenger RNA from Caenorhabditis remanei, 1590 nucleotides. RefSeq lists its product as uncharacterized. Gene Ontology annotation, cellular component: membrane; SNARE complex; endoplasmic reticulum. Gene Ontology annotation, biological process: retrograde vesicle-mediated transport, Golgi to endoplasmic reticulum. The record is from RefSeq and is a predicted model, not a curated record. Bases 1 to 1590 code for a protein of 529 amino acids. NCBI's taxonomy places the organism in Eukaryota, Metazoa, Nematoda, Chromadorea, Rhabditida, Rhabditidae. The transcript is spliced from 7 exons.